AUGGCUGAAUAUGAUAAAGAAGAAAAUCCUUUUGCAGACAACGAUGAGUACAUUGAGGAUACAAAUGCUAUUUUACCUCCGAUAGUUGGUGCUACCACUUUCAAGGUGGAACAUAGUUUAAUCCUAUUGCUCAAAGCGGAGGGGUUUUUCAGGAAUUCCACUGAUAAUGAUUCGACACCACAUCUUAGAAACUUCUUGGGUGAAUGUGCGAUUCACAAGCAGAAUAACAUCUCAGAUGAUGCCCUAAGGUUGAGGGUGUUCAAGUACUCACUUGCUGGGGAAGCAAGGAAAUGGCUUCAAAAUUUGCCACCAAAUUCCAUUCAUUCUUGGCCUGAACUUGUCCAAGCAUUCUUAGCUGAAUGGUUCCCGCAAAGCAAGAAAUCUGAGCUUCAGGAUAAGAUUUUAUUUUUCAAGCAACUACCGGGAGAACAUCUACAUGAGACAUGGGAUCGAUUCAAGUUAUAUUUGGUGAGGUCGCGUAAUCAUGGUUUUCCGGAUUCUAUCUUGUUGGAGAAAUUCUACAUGGGUUUAGAUGCUAUGAACCAAUCUAUAGCAAAGAAUGCAGCUGAUGGAUCUUUUAUAGAUAAGACAUUUGCAAGGGUCACACAAAUCCUUGACAAAAUGGUGCAACACAAUCAAGCUUUCACUCAGAGGACACCACAAUAUGGAAUUGCUUAUGGUACUCCCUCCUUGACCAACAUGGUUAAGGAGAACCAAGAGAGAGAUCAAGUAAUUGCAGGGCUUGCCACCAAUGCCAAUGUGUUGACAAAGAUGUUCAUUAAAAGCCAAAUGAAAAAGGUAAACGUGGUGGAGGAUGUUCAAUCCACAUCAAAUGAAGACUUUGAGGAAGCAAACUAUCUUAACAACUCUCAAGGGGGCAAUCAAAGGCAACAAUACCAAGGUCAAGUACAACAAAAUCAAUGGAGGCCUAACCUGCAAGGGCAAGGCAACCAACAGUGGCGAAAUGACCGAGGUAGCUCAAAUCAAGGAAAUUGGAAUAACAACAACAACAACUUCUCAAAUCAGAGUUCAAACCCUUAUGUUCCACCAAAGGGGCAAUAUUCAAAGCAAGGUUCCUCAAGUGAUUCCAAGUUGGAAAGCAUAGUUGAACGGGUAUUGAAAAAUCAGGAAAGGCCCGACCCUUUUUAA
Messenger RNA from Nicotiana attenuata, 1149 nucleotides. RefSeq lists its product as uncharacterized. The record is from RefSeq and is a predicted model, not a curated record. The transcript has a single exon. The coding region runs from base 1 to 1149 and encodes 382 amino acids. NCBI's taxonomy places the organism in Eukaryota, Viridiplantae, Streptophyta, Magnoliopsida, Solanales, Solanaceae.